CUAUGUUUUUUCCUUUUUUUUUUUAUUUUUUUUUAUUUUACCAUAUAAAAAGUAAGAAAAAUUUCAUUCCUCUAGUGGACUGGUGUAAUGUUUGAAUGUUAAAAUGUGGUGUAGUAGACUCGUAGUAGGUAGGAAAUGUGCCAUUAUUGACUUUACAAUUAGUCACCCAUCUUCAUAAAUACGAAUAACUUCCGUCCCUUACCUCGCCGCAUUUCAUUUCAAUAUUCCAAUUUACAUUUCUCAUCUUCGUCCAGAAUCUUCGUCUCUUCCUUCGUUCCUUCUCUCUUCUCCAGGGGUAAUCUGAGAAUACACAUAAUCAUGGGCAAGGCCGUGGCUGUUUUGAACAGUAGCGAGGGUGUUACUGGUACUAUCUACUUCGCCCAGGAAGGAGAUGGUCCCACUACUGUGACCGGAAAUAUCUCAGGCCUCAAGCCUGGGCUCCAUGGAUUCCAUGUUCAUGCCCUUGGUGACACCACAAAUGGCUGCAUGUCAACUGGACCACACUUUAAUCCUGCUGGAAAAGAGCAUGGUUCCCCAGAAGAUGAUGUUCGCCAUGCUGGUGAUCUUGGGAACAUUACAGUUGGAGAUGAUGGUAAUGCUACCUUUACAAUUAUUGAUAGCCAGAUUCCUCUUUCAGGAGCCAAUUCUAUUGUGGGGAGGGCUGUUGUUGUCCAUGCUGAUCCUGAUGAUCUUGGAAGGGGAGGACAUGAGCUCAGCAAGACCACUGGCAAUGCAGGCGGAAGAAUUGCUUGCGGUAUUAUUGGUCUUCAAGGUUAAGCUUAUCUUUUUCGACUUUCAAAGAGAGAGAUUGAAGUAGAGAUUACAGUUUUCUUCUCUCCCAUAUGAGAAUGAUGGUGGAAAAAACAAGAAAAAAAUGAUGUUCUCUAAAUAAACCCAGCAUUACUUUUGCUGGAAUUGUUAGAUGUGUCCAUGAAGAUUCGGUAUUAUGCAUGGAUUUGUAUGAACUGAAACAAAGUUGAUUCUAAUUGGUUGUCUUUAUGUGAUUGUGCAA
This is a messenger RNA of Amaranthus tricolor (Joseph's coat), 1012 nucleotides long. RefSeq names its product superoxide dismutase [Cu-Zn]. The record is from RefSeq and is a predicted model, not a curated record. The coding region runs from base 319 to 777 and encodes 152 amino acids. Gene Ontology annotation, biological process: removal of superoxide radicals. NCBI's taxonomy places the organism in Eukaryota, Viridiplantae, Streptophyta, Magnoliopsida, Caryophyllales, Amaranthaceae. Gene Ontology annotation, molecular function: superoxide dismutase activity; copper ion binding. The transcript is spliced from 8 exons.